Suillus fuscotomentosus is the source of this 318-nucleotide messenger RNA. RefSeq lists its product as uncharacterized. The record is from RefSeq and is a predicted model, not a curated record. The annotation marks the transcript as partial. Lineage: Eukaryota; Fungi; Basidiomycota; Agaricomycetes; Boletales; Suillaceae. The transcript has 2 exons.
CAGGCUGCAGCCCAUGUGCUGCUUCGACACGAUGUCCAUCUAGACGGAACACACUACCAUGCCAGGAAACCAGGCGGCCUUCAUCCAUCCUAUGCAGCAUUCAACCCUUCUGUUACAACAAAGGACUUCCCUCUCUCACGAAGAGUUGCCUUUUUUUCAUGUGGAUUGAAUCAAAUACUCCUGCAGAUUGCCAUGCAAGACCAUCUUGAUGGAGGGAUAUCAAUUCUCAUCUGCUGCCCAGGUUUCAAGGCUGACACCACACCCUCUCCAGAAGAGGUGGCACUUGACUUAUAUGUCACUUCAUGCGAGCUGCAGGAG